CCUCACAUGUUAGAGUGAAAUCACAAAGUUCAAUCACGCCUAUAAUCACAAAAUUCAAUCGUUCUAGUACGUGAAUCGCUUUCGCUGUGGCUAUGCCUAAUUAUUAUUUUCUACUAAUUUAACCAGCUGCUAAAGGAAUCGUUAAGAAAUAAGACAUCAUGGACGUGUGGCAUAAUCAGUAGUAGUUUUCAGCAAAUUGUUUCGCGUCAGUUGCGUGUGCCGUGGCCGAGUGUUGGUUGGAGUCUGCUCAGCCCAUAUAGCUACUAUCAUGGGGUUCAUCGCUCAGUUCAAGACAUGGUUUCUUCCACAACUGUUUUUAGGUUACGUGUUCAUUAUUAGUGGAUUAAUAGUGAACCUCCUUCAGCUAUGUUGCUGCUGUCUGGUAUGGCCAUUUUCCAAGAAGUGGUAUAGGAUAAUCAAUUCAAAACUCUGCUAUUCACACUGGAUACAACUAGUGUUCCUGGCAGAGUGGUGGGCUGAUGCCGAUAUCACACUUGUGGUUGACAAUGAAGCUGAUGCAAAAUACUACGGCACGGAACAUGGCAUCGUCAUUCUGAACCAUUCCUAUGAGAUUGACUGGUUGAUGGGUUGGAUGCUGUGUGGGCGCUGCAACACACUAGGGCGUCGUACGGAAUGCGCAAAAUGAUUGGCCUGACACAGAUAGAGCACAGCUCGUCCUACGGCAAGACGACCACUGCCACCGAGAAGGGGGACACUAAGAAGGAGCAGUGAGCGAGAGUAGGAGGUGGAGGAGGAAUAGGAGGAGGAG
Messenger RNA from Priapulus caudatus, 769 nucleotides. RefSeq names its product 1-acyl-sn-glycerol-3-phosphate acyltransferase gamma-like. Lineage: Eukaryota; Metazoa; Priapulida; Priapulimorpha; Priapulimorphida; Priapulidae. Gene Ontology annotation, cellular component: endomembrane system. Gene Ontology annotation, molecular function: 1-acylglycerol-3-phosphate O-acyltransferase activity. The record is from RefSeq and is a predicted model, not a curated record.